Molecule: messenger RNA, 1011 nt
Organism: Lasiodiplodia theobromae
Lineage: Eukaryota; Fungi; Ascomycota; Dothideomycetes; Botryosphaeriales; Botryosphaeriaceae
Product: Transcription factor
Exons: 2
Coding region: 1-1011 (336 amino acids)
Cellular component (GO): nucleus
Molecular function (GO): DNA-binding transcription factor activity; protein dimerization activity
Source: RefSeq, a predicted model, not a curated record
AUGACCGACGUCGCCACGUACCCUGAAGCCGAGGCCAAGCCUGAGGUUCCGGACACGACUUCGAUGCAGAACAACAAGAGGAAGCGUAGUUCCCUCGACCAGGGUCCUACCAGCGGCAGACCUGCUCCUACCGAUGCCACCCGCACGUCAUCCUUCCAACGUGUAUCACCAGGCUCGGCAAACAGUACUGGAGUGAACGACCAGUCGGGCACUGCUUUCCUCACUGGCCAUCAUGGCACCGGAACGGGCGAAGACGACAUCCACCAGCACACCAACGCUGACAUCGAUUUCAGCCAGCUGGCACAGCACACAAACGACCACAGCCUGCACCAGAACGGUAGCGGAAACCCCACCAACGCUAGCGACACAGCUGCAGCUGCCUUGUCUCAUCAUUUCCAGAUGACGGUCCCGCAGGCCACUGAGCUGUCUUUCCAGAACCAAGGAGCCGGGGGCGAGGGCGAUAGGACCCUUGGAAACUCUUUCGGCAUGGGUGACCACGGCAUGCAUCAGACAUCCCACGGAAUGACUGAUUACGGCCUGGAUGCUCUAAACAAAUCGAAUACUCAGGGUGGUCAAGGAAACGAGUCCCCGCCGACCCAGGUCAACCAGAAGCCGGCAGUAGGCUCCGAGGAGUGGCACAAGAUUCGUAGGGAUAACCACAAAGAAGUGGAGAGGCGCCGCCGUGAGACGAUAAACGAAGGUAUCAAUGAACUAGCCAAGAUUGUCCCCGGUUGUGAAAAGAACAAGGGCUCCAUCCUUCAGCGCGCCGUUCAGUUUAUCACACAGCUCAAGGAGAACGAGUCUCAAAACAUCGAGAAGUGGACGCUGGAGAAGCUUCUGACGGAGCAGGCCAUCACAGAGCUCAGUGCUAGCUGUGACAAGUUCAAGGCAGAAUGCCAGCGCGCCUGGGCCGAAGCCGAAAUAUGGAAGAAGGCCUGCCAGAACGCCGGCAUUGUACCGGAGGAGUUCCAGAACCAGGGCGAUAAGGCGGAUCAGAACGGCGACAGUUGA